UUUUAACGUGAAGAAGAGAGAGAGAGAAGGGCCAAGGGAGAAAAUGGGAGCUGUGUUGUCGAAUUUGUUGGGAGGAGGAGCUGCAGACGCAUCAGAUUCGGCUUUGGAGGGAUCUGGAGUCAAUGUAUUUCACUCAUCUGAGAGAUGGUUGCUCCACUUCAAUGCUUCCAAAGAAUCCAGCCAAUUGAUGGUGAUUGACUUCGCUGCGACCUGGUGUGGGCCUUGCAAAUUCAUGGAGCCUGCUGUCAAGUCCAUGGCUUCCAAGUACACCGACGUCGACUUCGUCAAGAUCGAUGUUGAUGAGUUGUCUGAUGUGGCGCAGGAGUUUGCUGUGCAGGCCAUGCCGACGUUUGUGUUGUUGAAACGAGGGAAGGAAGUGGAAAGGGUGAUCGGGGCCAAGAAGGAUGAGCUGGAGAAGAAGAUUCAGAAACACAGGGCAGUUUCCAAUGCUUAAAUUUUUAUUUUUAUUUUGGAAUAAGCUGUGAAUUAUGUCACCAAAAGUUCUACGCUCUAGCCCUGUCUUUAUACCUCCUGAAUUGGCAUAGAUGAAUGUUUUAUGAAUGUGAAUGCUUCUUUUGCAUUUCUUCGUGGGUUUGCUUUGAUCAAAUGAUUCGAUGGUUAUAUACCUUUUUAUUUUAUGGUA
Molecule: messenger RNA, 643 nt
Organism: Vitis riparia (riverbank grape)
Lineage: Eukaryota; Viridiplantae; Streptophyta; Magnoliopsida; Vitales; Vitaceae
Product: thioredoxin H2-like
Exons: 3
Coding region: 44-454 (136 amino acids)
Source: RefSeq, a predicted model, not a curated record